CUCCCCGGCGCUAGCCUCCCGGCCGGCCGGCCCUCCGCGGGCGGCACUCGGCACCGCGCUCCGCGCCGCAGCCGCCAGCCGGGGCCAUGGGCUGCGACGGCCGCUUGUCGGGGCUGCUGCGCCGCCACCUGCUGCCCACGCUCACCUACUGGAGCGUCUUCUUCAGCUUCGGCCUGUGCAUCGCCUUCCUGGGGCCCACGCUGCUGGACCUGCGCUGCCAGACGCACAGCUCGCUCGCCCAGAUCUCCUGGGUCUUCUUCUCACAGCAGCUCUGCCUCCUGCUGGGCAGCGUCCUCGGGGGCGUCUUCAAGCGGACCCUGGCCCAGUCGCUGUGGGCCCUCUUCACCUCCUCUCUGACCAUCUCCCUGGUGUUCGCCGUCAUCCCCUUCUGCCGCAACGUGAAGGUGCUGGCCUCCGUCAUGGCGCUGGCGGGCCUGGCCAUGGGCUGCAUUGACACCGUGGCCAACAUGCAGCUGGUGAGGAUCUACCAGAAGGACUCGGCCAUCUUCCUCCAGGUUCUCCAUUUCUUUGUGGGCUUUGGGGCUCUGCUGAGCCCCCUGAUCGCCGACCCCUUCCUAUCGGAGAACAGCUGCUUGCCGGCCAAUAGCACGGUCAACAUCACCUCCGGCAGUCGCCUCUUCCACGCCUCCAGGGUCCUGGGCCAGCACCAUGCAGGGGCCUGGCCUUGGGCCAACCAGACGCUCCCCGGGCUGUCCCCGCCAGACGGAGCAGGAACCCGCGUGUCCUACGCCUUCUGGAUCAUGGCCCUGAUCAACCUCCCGGUGCCCAUGGCUGUGCUGUAUCUGCUGUCCAAAGAGCGGCUGCUGACCUGCUGCCCGCAGCGGAGGCCGCUGCUCCUGUCUGCGGAUGAGCUCGCCCUGGAGACCCAGCCUCCCGAGAAGGAAGCCGCUUCCUCGCUGCCCCCAAAGGUUCCGUCACACCCAGCGCACGAGGACCUGUUCAGCUGCUGCCGGAGGAGGAACUUCAGGGGAGCCCCUUACUCCUUCUUCGCCAUCCACGUCACAGCUGCCCUGGUCCUGUUCAUGACCGACGGGAUGACGGGCGCGUAUUCCACCUUCGUGUACAGCUAUGCCGUGGAGAAGCCCAUGUCGAUGGGACACAGGACGGCUGGCUACCUCCCCAGCCUCUUCUGGGGCUUCAUCACCCUGGGUCAGCUCGUCUCCAUCCCCGUCUCCUCCCGCGUGAGGCCGGCCACCAUGGUUUUCAUCAAUGUGGUCGGCGCGGUGGUGACACACCUGGUGCUUCUCGCUUUCUCCUACAACGUCAUCUUCCUGUUCGCGGGCACCGCCUGCCUGGGCCUGUUCCUCAGCAGCACCUUCCCCAGCAUGCUGGCCCACACCGAGGACAUCCUGCAGUACAGGGGCUGUGCGACCACGGUGCUGGUGACAGGGGCAGGACUUGGCGAGAUGUCCCUCCAGAUGCUGGUUGGCUGGGUAUUCCAGGCUCGGGGCAGCUACAGCUUCCUGGUCUGCGGCGUGAUCUUUGCCUGCUUGGCUUUCACCUUCUACAUCUUGCUCCUGUUUUUCCACAGGAUGCACCCUGGACUCUCAUCAGCUCCUCCCCAGGACAGACCAUGCGGGACGGAAGGCUCCGAAUGCUACCAGAGGUAGAAGUGGGGGAAAGAGGCAGGCGAAUACAUCGGCCUCUCGAGCACCAGUGGAGACCAAAGCGUGGAAGAAAGCUGGCCGAAAGCGGAGGCCAUCGGUCCCGGCCUUCUCCACUAAAUACUGGCAUAGAAGGAAUGAAAUCGCGUUCUGGUACCUGGGUCCUCCCCGGGCAAAUCAUUAGGAUUUUACUCAGCUAGUCCAGCGGCUUCCCUCCUCCUGGGGGGACUUGGUCAGAGCUGCCCAGGAUGCUGCUGGGGAGGAGGAGGAGACUCACACUUCACUCUACUGGCCGCCUCCUGCAUGGACCACACCCCAGGUUUGAAGAUCACUCUCAGAUGAUUUUGAAAAUACAGGUUGAAAUCAUAAAGCUUGAUGAUCAUUGUUCUAUGUAGAUCUACUUUAAGUUAAUCAGAACAAACCCCGUAACUCCACGGCAUGCUCACACGAUUUAUGUGCGUUUUCCUUAUUCAUAGUCCAGAGUCCCUCAAAUUCCUGCUGCUGGUAUCAGUAGCUCAUCCAUGAUCUAAAACAGCAAAAGGAAACGUUGAAUCUUGCUUUCUUCGGGACACUAAUUCAGCGGUAUGCUGGGCUAGCUCCUACCAGUGUAUAAGAAAAAAAAAAAAGGCUGAUCGUUAAAAUUUCAUUUUGAGAGCCGUUUGUUAAAUGCGGCCGUUAUUAAAAUUUAAAUGAUAGAAACUUACAAUUAAAUUACAUUAAAGACAAAGGUAAUGCCUACUUAAUAACUCAUCACUUCCUGAUUUUGCUAUGUCUGUGCUCUUGGAGGAAUUGAUGACUGUCGUGUCUGUAUUGUAGAAAUACUACCACUUUCAGUGAUAAGGUGUUGCUGACUCGAGGUCAGCCAGAGUGGGAGUAUUUACACCACAGAAAUCGGCAAAAGCUACAAAGCCUGGCUUUUCUCCCCUGGAGGUGCAGGUGUUAAACAUCUGCCAGCGCACCAGGGCUAGUAAUCAGUGCGAACUGGUCCAGAAGUUGCCCGAGAGAAUGAGAUGGAUGUUCUGUUUUUCUUUACUGACACUGACUAGCUUAUAAAAGGUGUAGAAACGGCUCUAAGAAUUUCUCAAAAACAUCUAAUUUAAACUUUACUUCUAUAGAGAAAACAACUCUUUACAGGCAUACCUCAGGGAUAUGGAGGGUUCAGUUCCAGACCUUCGUAAUAAAGCGAGUGUCACAGUAAAGUGAGUUGCAAUCUUUUUGCUGGUGGAGGCUCUCGCCUUCAAUUUGUUAAAAAAAAAAAAAAAAAAAGGCAACACAAUAAAGCAAAUCACAAUUACAUGAGGUAUGCCUGUGUACCAAUGUCAAGUUCUUGGACAAAAAUGGGACUUCUGAGCCAUUCAAGCUGCGCAGUAUCCUGAAAGCCGUGCCUGCCGCCCAGAGCAAGUCCCAUAGCUCUACACACUCGGCAACCUGGAAAGGGGUGAGCCCUGAGACUGUAGGUCGUGAGGUGGCUGUCACAGUGACUGUGUUUAGUUCACCUGCUCUUUCUGUCUGUAUACACGUGUACACGUAUAAAAAGUAAGUGGAUCCUGGUUCUCAGUAACCUGUCCAGGAACGCGGUUCGCAUCUCCGACGUGAAAAGGUGCGCCUGGGCCUGUAGGCUGGCUGUGCGCAGCCAGCAGCGUGGAGUGGCGCUCACAUCCGCCUGCGGAGACCCCCACGGCGCUGGCCUCCGCUCCUCGCUGGGGCCCUGGGCAGGGACGCCACGGAGGCUCUUCUGGCUUCGCUGUUUUCAUCUGUACAGUGACGUUUCUAGAAGGAAUUACCCUACCUCAAAGGAAUUCUGAAAAAAUUUGGUGAAUGUAAUUAUUCAUAUGCCUGACAGAAACUGCUUAUAAAACCUCCUCAUAAGCAGCUUAGAAAUUGUUCAUAUGUUUGUUAUACGUUUAUGGUAAGUCAAACAGAUCCAAAUUCUUUUGGAAGCUGGUGGGCUAGGGGUAUAGUUUUAACUAUGUCUGUAAACACUUAAAAGUAUUCCAUGCCAGCCAAACUUAAAUGUGUAACCUAACGGUAGGGAAUGACUAACCGGGGCAAAAAGAAAACAGCUGUAUUUUUCUUGUGGCUUUUUUCAAGAAAACAUCCUUUUUAUACAGAGUUAGAAAGAAGAAUCCGUGGCUAUAUCUACGAUGACCAAGAUUAAUUUGUGACUAUAGAAAACAAGAUUGAAACAA
This is a messenger RNA of Myotis daubentonii (Daubenton's bat), 3814 nucleotides long. RefSeq names its product solute carrier family 60 member 1 (gene SLC60A1). The record is from RefSeq and is a predicted model, not a curated record. Gene Ontology annotation, molecular function: D-glucose transmembrane transporter activity. NCBI's taxonomy places the organism in Eukaryota, Metazoa, Chordata, Mammalia, Chiroptera, Vespertilionidae. Gene Ontology annotation, biological process: transmembrane transport.